AGGCACAAGCCCUCCUCUGAUCCUCCUGGGCGUCCCGCCACAAGACAGACAGCAAAAGUUGAUGAAUACCUGCUGCAGUCUGGACCUGGAGCUUGGGAGAAGAUUCAUUUUCCAGCAAGACAAUAGUUACUUUGUACUUGUUAAAACAAAAAAAAAAAAACAAUGAAUGUAGAACAUUUUUGAAUUCUUUAAAGUAUUUUUCUUGUUGACCAACAGCCGAAAUAUUAAUUAAAUACAGUAAAUUAUGUUUUAAUGUUGUUAACGCAGCUAAAUAUUAAAAGGGAGGGGAUGGUGUUCACUUUUUAUACUUGAUUGUGAAUGCAAGGAUAAGUUUAGAGGAAGGCGAGAGAAGCAUGUACCUGUAAUAUACACAUGACCUGAAAAUGUACUCUGUUUAUAAUUCUUUCUAAAUUUCAUUUAAUAAUAAUUUUCUUGAUUAUAAAAAGCUACAGAUUUUUGUAACUGCUCACAAUUGCUUGCUAAAUCAGAGAUUGUAUUUUAAAAUUAGUUAGAUUUGCAGUGAGUCAUUCUUUGCCAUGAUUUGCGACGAGCAAGUUUGACAUAUUGGAAGUACAAAAAGCCCUUAAACUCCAUAUUAACAGGCCAUUUCCUCAGGGAGGGGUACUUCGACCCUCAAGUAAAAAUGACCUGCGUGAAUUACUGGAUUAGUGUCUUCUUUACAAAGGAGUUGUUAAUUACUUCACAUCCCACAAUAUGUAGCCUGCUGUCUAAAGUAGUCUUCUUGUCCCUGGCUAGGGAAUGACUGUGUUAGAUGUUUCCCGGCAUAGACUUGCCAAAUCUUUAAGAAAAAGAUACCUGUUAUGUCUGCGUAAAGAGAAGCCCAGAGGCGGGAAACCGUCAGUAUGUGAUGACGACGGAGACACAGUGUAGAUGUGUGAGAGACAGGAUCAAGGGAGGUGUUGAUCUGGUGUAAGUUUGAGCUGUUUGUCAGCCAGUUUGGAAUGCAAGUGUUACUUUCAUUUUUAGGAAUCAAGAGUCACACUAGGCUAGACUACCUAUACAAAUAUCUAAAGAGAUUACUGCUCUGUGCAAAAGCAAAAAAUUGAUGUGUUCCCUUGAACUGUAAAUAUAACAUUACAUAUAAACUUUUAAUUAAAUUAAUAUCUUAACCAUUCAGUCAGAAAUGAGAAAUAAAAUAAUAACUAAAGUGCAAAGUGGUUUUAAAAAACCACCUGCGCUCAGAAAUGCUUUUUAUUUUAACAGGAAUGCCUCCACCAACUAUUCCAGGAUUAUUUCCACCGCCGAUGGCUCCUCCCCCUUCUCUUCUGAUCCCCACACUGGACGGAACUCCAACAUCUGCUUAUAGUAAUCGGCCACCUCCUCCAUAUGGCUACACUUCUGGAGAUUCCAGCUUUGUCAGCUAUCCUCCAAUUUCCUCUUCCCACACUUCUUGGGUAACAAGCGAUAACAGUAGCAGCAAUUCCAACAACAACAACCACUGGGAGUACCAAGGAUCACGCAGAGACAGAGAAAGAGACCGAGAUCGGGACCGGGACCGAGAUCGUGACAGAGAAAGAGAACGAGAUCGAGACCGCACGCCAGCUGGCAAUGAAUAUAACAACGAAGAUGAACGCUAUCGAUACUACAGUCGGGAGCGGAGUUAUGAAUAUGAACGCGAGUAUCAUCAUGUUCGGGAUCGCAGCAGAGACAGAGAGGAACGGCACCGUGAGCGACGGCAUCGUGACAAAGAUGAAAGUAAACACAAAUCUUCCAGGAGAAAGCAGCAUGAAGGUGAGGAAGGAGAAAGUCAUAGACGUCACAAACACAAGAAAAACAAACGAAGUAAAGAGGAAAAAGAGGCCAAUGAAGAAAAUACUGGUGAUGGAGAAGAACUAGACAGCAAAGAGCACUAAAUGUUGCUACUGACUGCUACAAACUCCAACCUCUGAGACAUCGAGAAACAUCCACCAAUAUUAGGAUACCAUUAUGGCAUUAGCGAUUAGGUUUCAGAGCAUUCUCAUUUUAGAUAACUUUAUACUAUCACUUGUGAAGAAAAUUACAUGCUGCCUAAAGCAUUUAAUACAGAAAAGAACGGCCAUGUAAGUAUUCUGCGGUUGCAUUAAAUUCAUAAUUUGUGGAACAGUAUGGGUCUAGAAUGAGAUGAUAGCAUUUGAUCUGUCUUGCAUAAUCAUGAAUACUGACAUGUUGUAGCAUGCAGCAUUAAAGUCAUUGUGUUUGUUUUAAAUUUCA
This is a messenger RNA of Polypterus senegalus (gray bichir), 2211 nucleotides long. RefSeq names its product pre-mRNA 3'-end-processing factor FIP1-like. The coding region runs from base 1206 to 1874 and encodes 222 amino acids. Gene Ontology annotation, cellular component: mRNA cleavage and polyadenylation specificity factor complex. Gene Ontology annotation, molecular function: RNA binding. The record is from RefSeq and is a predicted model, not a curated record. NCBI's taxonomy places the organism in Eukaryota, Metazoa, Chordata, Cladistia, Polypteriformes, Polypteridae. The transcript has 6 exons.